AUGUCGAGAAGAUUUGAUAGUGGAGCUCAAAAAAGGAAGCUGAAAAAAGAGAGAGAAAAGUUUCAAAAUAAACUUCCGAAAUUGACAGGAUAUUUUUCGUCAAAUCAAUCAAACUCGCAAUCAAAUGAGCAAGGACAAUAUACCCAAAAUGUGGACUAUGAAAACGAAAAUAUCGAAAACUACCCUACUUAUAAUGAAAUUAAGACUGGAAAUGAAGAUAUCGUUUCAACUGAAACUAGUCAUACAGAUAAAACUGAAGGUUCUUCAGUCAUAACGACGGAAACGAAUGCAGGUUAUGCAGGCAUAUUAGAACUGAUCGCUGAAUUUGAUCCUUUUUUGAAACAGCAUAUAAAUAUGUAUGCAAAUAAAGGUAGGGGGAACGUUUCCUACUUAUCAAAAACUAUUUGCGAAGAAUUUAUUGAAUUAUUGUCUAGAAGGGUUCUAACGCAGAUUAAAAACGAGAUCAAAGAAUCUAAGUAUUGGGGUCUCGUUGUCGAUUCCACUCCAGACAUUUCGCACGUAGAUCAACUAUCUGUGAUAUUUCGGUAUUAUUUCAAUGGUCAUAUUCAUGAACGAUUCUUUUGUUUCUUACAAAUUACAAGCCAUAAAGGCAAAUCAUUGAGUACCGAAAUAUUACAGUUACUUGAAGAACACGAUAUAAAUAUAGCUGACUGUCGAGCGCAAACGUAUGAUAAUGCCAGUAAUAUGUCUGGCAAAUACUCCGGCCUACAAAGUUGUUUAAAAGAACAAAAUAAAUUGGCAUUCUACGUCCCUUGUGUUGCUCAUUCUUUAAAUUUGGUCGGAGAAUGUAGCGUUGAUGAAUGCAUUUAUUCUAAAAAUUAUUUUGGUCUUUUGCAACGACUGUAUUCAUUUUUUGGCGCUUCAACGCAUAGAUGGAAUGUGUUAAAAAAUCAAAAUAACUCAAAACUGACAAGUUUAUCAGCUACCCGAUGGUCGUGUAGAGCUGAUGCUUCCAAAAAUUUGAUUGAGAAUUUCGACGGAAUUUAUGAAGCUCUGUCUUCCAUAGCGGAAGAUAAAGACCAAAAGUCGGACACUCGACACGAAGCUACAUCUUUGUUAAACAGCAUGAUCAAACUUGAAAAUGUAUUUAUGGCUGUAUUUUGGCAUCGUAUUCUCAACCGAUUUAAUAUCGUUAGCAAGUUUCUUCAACAAGUUGAAAUAGAUUUGAAUACAGCUAGUAACAUGCUUUUUUCGUUGAUCGAAUUUGUGAAAAAUUUGCGAGACGAGUUUUCAAAACUAGAAAGCGAAUCAAAAGAACUUAGUCAAUUUGUCAAUCAAGAAUAUUCUAACGCAGAUAAAAGAAGAAAAACAAAAAAGCUAUGCAACGGUGGGAAAGAAAUGGAAACAUUAGAAAAAUCUGACAAAUUUCGAAUCGAAAACUUUUACACAAUUAUCGAUAAACUUAUAAUUGAACUACAGAAACGGAGCGAAGCUUAUAGCCAAAUAACAGGGUUGUUUGGGUUUCUCACAAAACUAUUAAAUAUUAGCCGCGCUGAGAUGCAAGUAAGCACUAAAAAUCUUGUGGAGGUUUACUUUCAAGACUUGGAAGAACAAUUGAUGGAUGAAUUGGAACAAUUCAUACCGCUACUAAAAUUACAACCUGAGGGUUUUUUCUCAAAUCGAAACGGAAAAAAUGAUGAUCUGUUAAAUCCCUUAAAAGUUUUGAAUUGGAUAAUCAAUAGCGAUAUGAUUGAUGUUUUUCCAAACGUUUGUAUCGCGUAUCGUUUAUUUUUGACUACUCCUGUCGCAAAUUGUGAGGCCGAAAGGUCGUUUUCGGUUCUAAAAAGAAUAAAAAAUUUGUACAGAACGACGAUGCUUGAUAGUCGUCUAUCAUCUUUGGCGAGGUUAGCUAUCGAAACAGAGUUGCUGAGAACUCUGAAUUUCGACGACGUUAUUAGAGAAUUUGCGGAGAAAAAAUGUCGAAAGAAACAUUUGUAA
Molecule: messenger RNA, 1959 nt
Organism: Vollenhovia emeryi
Lineage: Eukaryota; Metazoa; Arthropoda; Insecta; Hymenoptera; Formicidae
Product: zinc finger MYM-type protein 1-like
Exons: 2
Coding region: 1-1959 (652 amino acids)
Molecular function (GO): protein dimerization activity
Source: RefSeq, a predicted model, not a curated record